Messenger RNA from Paramecium pentaurelia, 910 nucleotides. The record is from the annotation of a GenBank genome assembly. Lineage: Eukaryota; Ciliophora; Oligohymenophorea; Peniculida; Parameciidae.
AUGGAAAUCUAAUCAGAUAUUUAAUAAUAAAAAUACAAUACCAAUUAAGUGAUAACUCUUAAAGAUGUAGGAAUCUAUAAAGUAUAAAAUCUUGUUUUUUUCAAAAAGAAAACAGCAAUGUUAAAUUCAUUCAUAUCAAGUUCUGAUGGUUGCUUAAUUAUCAUCUGGUCAUAAGCAACCAAUUUUUUAAUAAAAGUAAAUGGAAUCCAAUAUUUAAACUAAAAUAAAAACCUGAACAUAAUUGGAUAAUACGUAAUUAUGAGAUUAAAUUUUUGUAAUUGAACUCUGAAGAAAAUCAGAUUAUUUUUGCUCUUAAUUCUUAAAUCCAUUUUUUAUCCUCUUCAAAAUCUUGGUUUUGUGAAUAAAAAAUUUAGAAUUCACUUAAUGAAAUUAGAGGUUUAUCAAUUAAUCCAAAUGGAAAUUAAUUAGUAGUUUGUGAUUUUAGAAUAUCACAAUACGAGAAUUACAUAAUUCUGAGUGGAAAUUAAAAUAAACUCUGCCAAUUAUUGGAUAAAAUUUUGUUUUAUAAACAAUUUCAUGUUCAGUUUCUAACCAAUUAAAUCUUAAGCAUUAUCAAUCUACUCAUUCGAUUGCAACAUUAGAGAAUAUAUAAAAUCUAGUGAAAUAAUUUGUAAAGGAUUAGUUAAAUAAGAUAAAAUAAUCGAAUCUUAUCAUAGUACCUAUGUUUAAUCUAAAAAUUUAUUAUUAAGCAUUAAUGGAAAUUUUAUAAACAUUUUAUAAUUUUCUAUCUCUCAAAAACUUAUAAAAUUAUGAGUGUAGAGUAGUUUAAUCAAUUGAAUUUAAGGAUAUUAGCAUAAUCGGUACUAUUAGUGAUAAUGGAGAAUUUCUAAUAAUUUAUGAUCCUACCUUAAAUGAGAUUUAAGUUAGAGAAAAUUAAGAUUAGAAAUGA